This is a messenger RNA of Annulohypoxylon maeteangense, 1048 nucleotides long. RefSeq names its product L domain-like protein. The coding region runs from base 168 to 917 and encodes 249 amino acids. Gene Ontology annotation, molecular function: U2 snRNA binding; protein binding. Gene Ontology annotation, cellular component: U2 snRNP. Gene Ontology annotation, biological process: mRNA splicing, via spliceosome. Lineage: Eukaryota; Fungi; Ascomycota; Sordariomycetes; Xylariales; Hypoxylaceae. The record is from RefSeq and is a predicted model, not a curated record. The transcript has 4 exons.
GCAGCCCGGAAACUUCAGCCUUACCGCAUCAAAAAUUUACACGCGACAGCAUUCAAUUGACCCCGACGACCUACUCCAACAACCCAAUCGCUUCCGACUCGACGAUUAUCGGAGAGAAAUAUACAUACACAUCACAACGGUAAAGAUUCAGCAAAGGCCAGCCCAACAUGAGGCUCACGGCCGAGCUUCUCCAGAAUUCCCCCUCGUGGCUAAACGCGUUGAAGGAGCGCGAGCUUGAGCUUCGAGGACAUCGGAUACCCGCCAUUGAGAACUUGGGCGUUGCAGGCCCUCAAGAUGCCAUAGACUUUGUCGAUAACGACAUUCAAGUAUUGGGAAACCUCCCUCUCUCGCCACGAAUCCAAUCCCUUCUACUACAGCGUAACCGCAUCGCCACCAUACAACCCACCCUCGCCAACUCGAUCCCGAACCUUACGAACCUACAACUAGAAUCGAAUAACCUGACCGAGCUAGCAGACACGGACCCCCUGGGUUCCUUCCCGCGACUAACACACUUGGUAUUACGAGACAACCCGGUAACGAAGAAGGAGCACUACCGAUAUUGGGUACUAUGGCGCUGCCCCUCGGUACGUUUCCUCGACUUCGAGAAGGUGAAGGAUGCGGAGCGUAAGCAAGCCGCAGAGCUAUUCGGUACCGCCGAGGAACCGACGGAACUCGCGUCCAAGAUCAUGGGCAUCAAGUCCCGCGCCUUCGAUUCGGCACUACCCAUCAACGGGGCCCCAUCCGGCGCAUUGCCGACACGCAUGUCCCGUAUCAAGCUCACCGACAAGGAGAAGAAACGUCUGCAAGACAUGAUCAAGAAAGCCACUAGCUUGGACGAGAUUACAAGACUCGAGGCAAUGCUACGGGAGGGCAGGAUGCCGGCUGGUGUUCAUCUGAAUGACGAGAUGGAAGAGUAGGAAGGAUAUUGGUGUUUGUGCAUAAAAGAGAAAUUGGAUUACGGUGCUCGUGGUAGUGGCGGUCAGGCAAAUAAUGACAUUAGCCACAAAAUGAAGAUUCGGGUAUACCCAUGGACCAGGCAAUCCUAACU